Messenger RNA from Neltuma alba, 2331 nucleotides. Its product is annotated as phosphatidylinositol 4-kinase gamma 1. The coding region runs from base 368 to 1930 and encodes 520 amino acids. Lineage: Eukaryota; Viridiplantae; Streptophyta; Magnoliopsida; Fabales; Fabaceae. The record is from RefSeq and is a predicted model, not a curated record. The transcript has 3 exons.
GCGGAGGAUAGCUUAAUAAGGCAGGGUGUGUGAGAGUGGCGGUGGAAUCCUUCUUCCAUUUGCUCCCGUCUCUGUUUCUUUCUCUCUCGCGCUCCCUUUGCUUCUCCAUCGCUUCCCCUGAAUGCCUCACCAGUGUUCAGGGUUAUGAGGGAUUCAAGAAAAAUGUGAACAAAAUAGCCUGCGUUUCUGUUCGGCAUCCAACGUUUAAGCCCUCAUCUUGAAUGCACCCCUUUCGAGCAAUAUUCACAUUUCCAGGAAACUCUUAUUUUGAAGUUGCCGAUGUCGUCGCCUUCAGAAAACUAAUUUUUCGGGGAUCUUUAAUAGAAGAAUCGCAUUUGGAUGCGCCGCCGCUGCCACUCUCAUCUGGAUGAGAUUCUCCACAAUGGCUGUAGCCAUAGAUCAACAUCAUGGGUUUAAGCCAAUUAGCCGAUGCAAACUCCAAUCCUAUGGUCACAUUGAUCAGAAACUUCUAGAACUUGACCAAACAAGUCAUAACCACUCCUCCAAACAAUCAAUUGAAUCCAACAACAAUUUUCCCCGCAGUUUCUCCACUCCAUGCCUACCUUUAACCCCUUCAGCAGGGGAAGAGCUUGCUUCUUAUCCCAAGAUUGAGAUAGUUGGUGGCAGCGGAGCUCCUCUAGUACAUGCUCUAGUUGUAGAAGUUGCCAUAGCUAUGGCCUCUGGCUCUCAUCCUAUUCCAGUCUCAAAAGGGUUAGGUGGUGCGUAUGUUUUCCGGAGCCAAAAUGGCAAGGACAUAGCCGUGGCUAAGCCAGCAGACGAGGAGCCUUUAGCCUUCAACAAUCCAAAAGGCUUGAGGGGUCGAUUGUUUGGCCAACCGGGGUUGAAACAUUCCAUUCGGGUUGGUGAAACUGGGAUACGUGAAUUAGCUGCUUGUUUCCUUGACCAUGCAAGCUUUGCUGGAGUGCCUCCCACUGCUCUAGUCAAGUUCUCUCAUGCUGCCUUCUAUUUUACUGAUGCUGCGGCCGCGGUCCCAUCAGCAAUACCUUGUAAAAUCGCUUCCCUCCAACGCUUUGUUGAUCAUGAUUUUGACGCGGCAGAGUUGGGGCCUUCUUUUUUCUCUGUUGCUUCUGUUCACAAGAUCGGGAUCUUAGACAUUAGGCUUUUAAAUCUUGACAGACAUGCAGGAAAUAUGCUUGUGAAGAAGAAACAAGGUCACCAUAGUUAUAAUGCUUGUGGAGUUGCCGAGCUUGUUCCUAUAGACCAUGGCCUUUGCCUUCCUGAGUGGCUUGAUGAUCCAUAUUUCGAGUGGCUUCAUUGGCCACAAGCCUCCGUUGCUUUUUCUGAGUCUGAGCUUGAUUACAUAUCCAAACUCGACCCAUUUAAAGAUGCUGAGCUUCUUAGAACUAAGCUUCCUUCUCUGAGGGAAUGUGCUAUAAGGGUUCUUGUUGUUUGCACCAUUUUCUUGAAGCAAGCUGCCGCUGCGGGCAUCUGUAUUGGUGAUAUUGGUCAAAUGAUGACUCGACAGUUCUGUGGGGGAGAAGAAAUGCCUAGUAAACUGGAAGAUAUUUGCUCCCGAGCCAAGGCGAUCAUCCGUCGUGGUUCCAACGUGGAGAAGAUGAAAGAAGAAACUGAACAAGGGUCUAACAUGUUUCAACCAGACAAUCCAACUCUAAACGGAUUGAACAAGGGCUUGGGAAUGCCAGGUUUUCCACUUGCAGGAUCAUUGGCUGGCUCGUGUGAGGAGGCUGAUAAUCGAAACAAAACCUUGGAUGCUGGAAAGAUCGAUGAUGGUGAGAGUGAAACAAAGGGGGUUCUUACAAAGAGUGUUAGUAUGUCUUCAUGGAACCAGAAUUGCGAAACAGGGGUCAUUUCAUUCGGAGAAAUGAACCAAGGCGAAUGGGGAAUGUUUCUGGAAACUUUUGAGCAGCUUUUGCUGGGAGUGUUUGACGAUAAUAAGUGCGGGAAUUGAAGCAAAAGUUGGAACCUUGUGCAAGCUAUGGAUGUUAGGAAUCUUCAAUAUAUAUAUAUAUAUAUAUAUAUAUAUAUAGAGUCAAAAUCCAGAGUUUACUAAUAAUUGUAUAUUUAUAUGCCAAAAAAAAAAAAAACACCUUAGAAGUAGGCAAUUGUAGAUGUCUAUAAAGGUGAAGUCAUAUUUUACGAGGAUGGAACAGUGAUUGGGAAGCGAUUCAAUCCUUUUCAUUCUGCCAGGUAUAUUUCGUUGUUGUUUUCCUUUUUUUUUUUUUUCCUUCUUUCAUCCCUUUCUUGUGUUAAAUUUAGUUGUAAACUAUGACCCAGGUGGGUUCCUAUCCUUUGUGAUGUAAAAUUACAAGGUAUAUAAAUUGUAUUGUAUUAGGAUGCAUGUGCAUGUUA